UAUAUAUCCUUUUUAUGUCCCCAUGUGACUGAGUCAGGAAUAAGUUUGAGUUUGUUCUUGAUUUUCCCCGUUCAUCAGCUGGUCAAGUGUGUGUCUGUGCAGGGGCUGGACAUGGUGCUGUACGGGGAGGCUGGGGAUUGCAGGCCGGGCAUUGCUUAAAUCCAUCCCGUCUAAUGCAACACACAGUGUGACUAUUUCCCAUACCACACAGCACUGAAAUUAGGCUUCUUCAUUAAAACUGAUACUGUAUGUCAGGCAGAACUUUGAAGCAAAUAAAUAAAUAAGCUUUGAUUAAUUGUGGUGGGAAAAUUACAAUGUUGCUCCUGCUAUGAUUGCUUAGGGUUUGCUAUGAUUGUUUAGGGUUGAUUUAGAUUGCUCCUCACUCAAAACAUUUUAUGCGGAAGAAAUGUCAUCCUCAUGAAGCUGUCGUGCAUUUGCUUCUGCCAUCUGUCCCCAAAGACUAGAACUGAGUUUAGUUUUUUUUUUUUUUAAUCCAUCCUGUGCAUGAACAUAUACUGGAACUGUGUGAGCUCUGCAGUGUGUCCACUAGAGGGCAGAACCAGUUACAAAGUUAUAAAACAGAUGCGUAGAGUCUCACCGGGGUAAAGUCGUUGGUGCAGGAAACAUGGCAGCCCCCGGCUUGAGCAAUGCUGUGCGGGUUAGACUUCACUUUGACUGUCCUCCUCCGGCGACACCGGGCUGCCGCAUGUCCUGGCUGUUCAUCGACCUGAACAAAUGCAGAGUGGUCACCGAUCUGGCGAGUAUCGUCAGAGACAAGUUUGAUUUCAGCCGCAGGACAGUUCUGGACCUCUUCAUUGACGACUGCUUCUUACCGCCUAACGAGAGCAUCUACGUCAUCAGAGAUAACGACAGCAUCAGGGUGAAAGCUGAAGGUUUUCUGCCUGCACUGAAUGGCAUUGUGCCCAGAGAAACCUCUCCUUGCAAGGAGCAGAACAGGCGCAGGUCUGUUGAGGAUGUGCCCUCAGAUAGAGAUCACACCAAGAAGAGCAAGAAGAAGAAGAAGAGUAGCAGCAGGGAGACCCCCAGUCUGACAGCGCAGCCCGAAGAGGGGGAGCACAGCGAGCACCGGGCCGAGAAGAAAAGGAAGAAGGAGAAAAUGACGAGGGAGGAAUCCACAGAGGAGGAGCACAGCCAGAGAAAAAAGACGGAGCAAGAGGAGAAGGCAUCCGCUGCAGAUACAGGCAGCAGGGACGGGAAGAAGCCCAGCAGCUGCUCUGUUAAGAGCUCUGCUGCUCUGUCCCCAAAACCAGCUACUGCUGCAGGUAAGAAACCCUCCUGCAACAGGCCAGCCCCAGCCUCCUCCCACUCCAGCAGCACCGACAGCGACAGCAGCGAGGAUCAACCGGCUUCCAAGAUCAAGACUCCACAGAGUGCCAGAGCCCAGCCCAAGCCAGGCACUGCAAGCAGGGGCACUUCUGCUAAACGAGCGCCUGUCCCAGUCAUAAAACCUGUGACCGCCCGGUCUGCUUCGUCAUCAGAGUCCAGCAGCGAGGCCGACAGCUCGCAGCCGAGAGAGGUGAGAGAGGCAGGGCUUGUGUCAUCUGUGUCGCUGCCAGCCAAAGAGACUGCAGCGGAGAGAAGCAGUGCCCCAGCCCAGGCUGAGACCUCCAGCUCUGACAGCAGCUCUGAGGAAGAGUUUGUGAUCAAGAAGCCCCAGCUGGAUUCAGGACUAAACAUGGCUGUGAUUGGCAAUGGCAAGGACAGGGGCAGGGAAACCCCUCUGGGGGUGGGAAGGGGGUCCCCGCUCGGGGAGGGGAGGAGUUUGGGGCGAGGGGAUGGCAGGUUCCCUUGGAGAGGUUCUGUGGGCCGGGGACUGAGAGGAGGCAGGACAAGAGGGACCACGGGACAGUGUUUCCCUUACGAUUACAAUGGAAGUCAGCAGCACCAGGAGAAGCAGCACUUAACUGAGAAGGCAUGGAACAUGUCUGUGGUAUUGCAGUAUCCUGCAGAAGAAGCCCCCAAAAAAGAUUACAGCUCCUGUCCUCUGCUCGCCGCACCUCCACAGAUGGGACAAAAAAUCGCUUUCAAGCUGCUAGAAUUAACAGAAAACUACACGCCAGAAGUGUCUGAUUACAAGGAAGGAAAGAUUAUUCACUACGUCCCCAACACUAAUCAAGUGGAGCUGGAGAUCCUGUCCUCUAACGCUGGUAGGACUUGCGCGAACUUGAAACGUAAACCUAUAGGAUACAGGAUCUGCACCAGACAUGUCUGGCCAGGACCAAGCAAAAGAUGCAUUUGCAAGGAGCCAGGGAAGUUUGAUCUGGUGUACCACACUCCGGAUGGGGCGAGAGAAAUUGAGUACGCUGUCUCAAGAGGCUCCAACAGGGUCACGGAGAGAUGGGAUUCCCUGAUUGAGCCUCGACUGAUUAUUGAACCUGCUAGUCUGCCUGCAGCUGGAGCGACUGGCUGACUUUUCAUUCUCGCCCUUGAUGUCUCCGGGAACCAACUGUGAAAUACCACAAGAUGUCUAUAUACAUUUUAUUGUUCUGUGGGUUUUGUUUCAAUAUUUCAUUUUAAUGCUGGGAAGAACUGUUUACUUUUAAAUGCAUCACCUGAUGUAACAAUGUUUCAUAAAUAAAUGUGCUUUUUUAUGUA
Molecule: messenger RNA, 2616 nt
Organism: Polyodon spathula (Mississippi paddlefish)
Lineage: Eukaryota; Metazoa; Chordata; Actinopteri; Acipenseriformes; Polyodontidae
Product: coilin-like
Exons: 7
Coding region: 626-2431 (601 amino acids)
Biological process (GO): spliceosomal snRNP assembly
Cellular component (GO): Cajal body
Molecular function (GO): U1 snRNA binding; U2 snRNA binding
Source: RefSeq, a predicted model, not a curated record